ACUUUUGUGGCAAACAUCUUCUCUCACGUAGCAAUGUUUUUACAAAAUGAAAGUUCUGUCAAUUAUUUGUAUUCUUAUUUCGUGCAUCCUUGAUGUCUGGUUUACAUUGUAACGGGACUACUAUCAUAGGAAUAUUGCACAGGAAUUUUUAUCGUUCUCUAUUUAAAUCGACAUAGAUUAUUCACAUCAAUAUUCUUCAGCACGACCCAUCCUCGACAAGUUAUAAUCCAGUUUUUACUUCAUGUCAUGACUCAUGGGGUGACUCGAGAAUCGAAAUGAUCUUCAAGAUGGUGCACAUUUUUCCAUUCAUGAUAUUUUAUCUUGCGAAUCAUCACUUUUGGCACCCACAGAUUUAAUGAUCUGCUGGAUGCACCGUCAAUGUUGACAUUGACAGGUCAACGUUAAUCGUCAUGACCGAGACGAGUCUCCAAGGCUCUCUAAUGUUGAUUAGUCAAUCAAACGACGAGCCAACGUUCUUCAUUUAAAAAUCUUGGGGCUACAAUGCACCGAUUCUCAUUUGGCAUUUCUAACCUCAAUUCAAUUCUGGAAUUGUCUCGGUUUCUGUAACUUACAUGAAUAGUGUAAUCCGCGACGGAGAGCAGGUUCUGAGUGCGAAUCAAUCUAUCAUAAAAUUAUUUAUUACCUUGGUGUGGUGAAAUUGAAAUUAGAAAUACCGGAUUACACUAUUCAUGUAAGAUACAGAAACCGCACCACUUCGAAAUUUCGGAAGUGAUCAAAAUAAGGGGCCCUCUAAAGGCGAGCGUCCGAGACUCUGCAGUCUUUCAGCUUCUUUGGGCCCAUCUACACCGUUCUUGGCUAUGUUUUGUGAUUUCAGCCCCAAUGCUUCAGGGGUAUAAACUCUUUCAAAACCCUUGUGAUGAGAUUGUCUUUCAGAUAACGAGGGGCAGUUCAAUUCAACUUGGAAGACAAUUCAGUGUCUGCCAAAGAAUUCAAACAGAAUGGACAAAUCGAUUGACAGAACACCACACUCUACUCUACAUUCAGUAAAGUCGUCAAAGUCGAACAACCAACCAAACCACGGCUCAGUUCAUGUCGAACAACCUCCACAGGCGUCAAAAGCUUUACCCCUUAGCAUCCUCUACACUGAAAAGUUCCACCUUCUCGACAACGGGGAGUGGCACAGGCGAGAGCCAGACAGGAGUUGUGCCCUAUUCGGCAAAGAUCCAGUCGCUGUAGAGCUACUCAAUGCAGAAGGUGCAUCAAAAUUCAACAUUGUGGGGGGUUUAAUAGAUAAUUCGAUUAUACAAGAAGGACAACCGCUUCCAAAAGAGAUUAUUGCAGUUGUGAGACCCAAGAACAUCAUUCUGAAAAAAAACGGGCCGAUGAAUGGCCGAACUGAUCAGCAGAGCAUUGUCCAGGAUGCGAUGGAAAUGAAUCUAGAGGUGAUGGUGUACGACUUCGCUCCACCGGAGUCGGAUGUGCUGAAGGCGGGAAAGGAGUUGAAGGUAGUGUACAGUGGCAAGACCAAAGCUACCACGAAGAAAGAUGUGCAGGGGUUGUACUGCUUCAACACAUCGGGCAAUCAGCUGGAGCGACUUUUUACGCAGAUGGGAACUUACAUGUUCCACUUUUCCCUGGUGGAUUCCAAGUACGGGGAGGUAUCUCCAGCAGUGGUGCGUGUUAACGUGGCUCCAUCGAACACCAUCAUGUGCACUCCUCAAUGCCUAGAACAUUCCAAAGCUUCGCAACACAGGAAACGGAGAAGACGAAAACAAAGUGCCUUAGUAGAUAUUGCCUCCGCUACUGCUGAGGAGGUGGUGGUGAUGCCCGAAGAUGAGAUGCCAGAGCCUAAGAUGGACAUUACUCACGUGCAUGUCACAACUCUGGAUGAAGUUGUCUCCGUGAAUGGAUUCUUUGCGAUUGCGGUGUUCCUUGGAUUGGCUUUCAGCCCCCCGCUUCCGCAGAACCAAGCGGCUACCACUCUUGCGCCACCCAGAUUAGAGUGUUAUGUGGAAGUUAAUGUGUACCGCGCGGUCGUUUUAUGGGAAGUUGUCUCGUUCAGCUGCUUCCUCUUCUCCACUCUUGUAGCGCACGGAUUCAAGCUUUACAUUGUUCUCGAGAAUGGAAGAGAUAAAGAAAAUUCGAAAUUUGCUGAAGUGAAUCGCAGCUUUCUACGCAUUGGAAUUUUUUCGUCAGGAAUAGGAUCGUGUCUUGGAGCAAUCUUUUUGAUUGUGUCGAUGGUGGUACUGAUCGAGAUAAGGCUUGGUGAUCUCUUCUGCGGAAACCCGUGGGCGGUCAAGACCACCGUCCCCUUCGUGAUCCUGGGAGUUUCGGGCUGCUCUAUUUUCGUUGUUGCUGUGUUUUAUGAAUCAUUUACAUCGUUGGCGUAGAUACAUUUCUUCUCUGCGUGUUGCAAUUGCUGCAUCUGUUGCCUCCUCUCCACACGGCGUCGGUGGGCCUGUUUGUGCCCUCCAGUCGCGCACUCGUUCGGAUUGAAAACAUUUCUUGUCAGCUUUACUUCUUAUUUCCUUUCUUUCGAACUAUUUUUACAGUUCCAAGUUGAUAUUUUACUGUAAGAAAAUAACAAUAAAUAUACGAUUCUUGUCUGUGAAAUAACAUUAGUUAUGUCCUUGUGUCCAAUACAAUACCAUUUUUUUAUAUAAUAUGCACAUACUAGAAAUUGAUGC
Messenger RNA from Physcomitrium patens, 2648 nucleotides. RefSeq lists its product as uncharacterized. NCBI's taxonomy places the organism in Eukaryota, Viridiplantae, Streptophyta, Bryopsida, Funariales, Funariaceae. The record is from RefSeq and is a predicted model, not a curated record.